Molecule: messenger RNA, 1455 nt
Organism: Aquila chrysaetos chrysaetos
Lineage: Eukaryota; Metazoa; Chordata; Aves; Accipitriformes; Accipitridae
Product: olfactory receptor 10C1-like
Biological process (GO): G protein-coupled receptor signaling pathway
Cellular component (GO): membrane
Molecular function (GO): olfactory receptor activity; G protein-coupled receptor activity
Source: RefSeq, a predicted model, not a curated record
AUGCAAAAAGAUUUCGUCCGCUGUACAGGUUGUGUUGCACAGAUGUAUUUCUUUCUGUUCUUUGGGGCUACUGAGUGCUGCCUCUUAGCUGCUAUGGCGUAUGACUGCUACCAAGCCAUAUGCAACCCUCUGCAUUCCAUGGAUAUCAAUAAGAAGGUAUGCAUGCAGCUGGCUGCUUCCUCAUGGAUAUGUGGCAACCUUGUGGUCCUUGGGCACACUACAUUUAUCUUCUCUUUGCCUUUCUGUGCGUCCAACAUGAUCAACCAUUUCUUCUGUGAGAUCCAACCAGUGCUGAUGCUAGUAUGCAGCGACACUUACUAGAAUGAGCUACAGAUCAUUCUGUCUGCUGCCUUUGUCAUCCUGAUGCCUUUUCUGCUCAUUUUGGUGUCCUAUGGCCUCAUCAUUUCCUCCAUCUGCAAAAUCAGGUCUGCCAAAGGAAGGUAUAAAGCAUUCUCCACUUGCUACUCACAUCUCACUGUAGUGACAUUAUUCUGUGGGACAGCUGUGUUCAUCUAUAUACGUCCCAAAUCCAGUUAUUCCCUGGAUGUGGACAAAGUGCUCUCUCUGUUCUAUUCUGUGGUGACCCCUAUAUUGAAACCUGUUAUCUACAGUCUUAGGAAUAGAGAGGUGAAAGGUGCUCUCUUUAAUAUGAGAAAGAAGCUAUUUCACCCUAACUCCUAGGUCAGUUCCCCUCAGCUGAACAACCAUCCACAAAUACCUCACCUCAGAAGAAGAACCGGCAGAUUGCCAGAGUGAUAUAGGAAAGAUCAGUGACGGGACUUUAGGAUAGGAAGGCAUUUAGCUCACCUGAGUUCAAAAAUAGUAAUUAGGUGUCUAAAUAGGAGUAUCUGGUGGCAUUUGAAGUGCAUAGUUUCCAGCUGCCAUUAUAGAACAUGUGCAUCUCCAUUGUUAUAGUUGCCAGUACCAGUUGAAGAUCUUGGAUACAGAGGAUGUCUCACGUGAUCCCAGGCACAUACCUUUAGGCAUAAGAAUUACUCCCCAGAUGUCUGUGACAUGCUAGAGGGAAGGGAUGCCAUUCAGAGGGACCUUGACAGUCUCUAGAAGUGGGCCCAUGUGAAACUCAUGCAGUUCAAGAAGGCCAAGUGCAAGGCCCUGCACCUGGAUCAGGGCAACCGUCAAUAUCAAUAGAGACUAGGGGAUCAAUUGAUUGAGAGCAGCCCUGCGGAGAAGGACUUGGGGAUCCUGGUGGUGAGUGAAAAAUUGGAUAUGAGCUGGCAAUGUGCACUUGCAGCCCAGAAAGCCAAUUGUACGCUGGGCUGCAUCAAAAGAAGCAUGGCCAGCAGGUCGAGGGAGGUGAUUCUGCCCCUCUACUCCGCUCUUGUGAGACCCAACCUGGAGUGCUUCAUCCAGUUCUGGGGUCCCCAGUUUAAGAAAGAUAUGGACCUGUUGGAGCAGGUCCAGAGGAGGGCCACAAAAAUGAUCCAAGGACUGGAA